AUGCAAGCUCAGGAGAUGAUUUGGUUCAUCUCAUUUCUCACUGUCUUCUUCUUCUUAAGUUCCUUGUGUCCUCCUCCAUCUGCACAGGCACAGCAGCCACUACUCUCGCCCAUCCAGAAAGAUAACUUGACAAAACUGUACACUCUUUCUGCUUACCUGAAAACCCCACUCCAACUCACACACUUACAGCUGGAUCUGGGCGCCUCCGAAUCCCUCACUUGGGUUGACUGCACUAGUGGGUUCGAAUCCUCCACCUUCCGCCAUUUAAUCUACACUGACCCCGUUUGCUUAGAGAUUGACUAUCCCGUACUAAUUUAUAGCACCGGAAACUGUUCCAACAAUCCCGACCCGACUUGUUUCGAUGGUUCCUGCGACACAAAUGCUCAGAAUCCGGUGACUCUGGAGCACAUCCUUGGAGAUAUACUACUUGACUCACUUGCCUUGCCUAGUACUAAUGGCAAAAACCCGGGUAAACUUAUGCUUGAUGCAGACUACGUGUUUUCUUGCGGGAAUACCUCGUUGCUCAACGGAAUGGCCACCGGUGUCGCCGGAAUAGCAAUGCUGGGAAGGUUCAAUUUCUCUCUCCCGGCCCAGCUGAGCAGAGCUUUCUCUUCACCUUCCCUAUUCGCCAUUUGCUUGCCGAGUUCUUCAUCCGGCACCGGCCUGGCUAUCUUUAACUCUUACGGCCCAUAUUUCUUUUCACCCGGAAUUGAUCUUUCCAAGUCACUCACAUACACUCCACUCCUGUUAAACCCAUUUGGCGGCGUGAUUCAACCUUACGUUAGGGCGUCCUAUCAGUAUUUCAUCGGAGUGACCGGAAUCAGAGUGAACGGGAGAUCAGUGCCGUUGAAUAAGACCCUUUUGGAGAUCGACCAAAAAGAUGGCACCGGCGGGACUACGAUUAGCACCGCAACGCCGUACGGGAUAUUGCAGACGUCCAUUUUCAAGGCCUUGAAGACAGCAUUCAAGGAGGCAGCUGUUUCUCUCAAGCUCAAGACGAGUACGCCGGUGAAGCCAUUCAGUUUGUGUUACAAGGCAGGUACAGUACCCAGUACGCGCCAGGGACCGGCUGUUCCGACCAUCGAUCUGGUGCUACAGAGCGAGAGUGUGAUCUGGAGGAUCUCCGGUGCCAAUUCGAUGGUUAACGUCGGUGGGAAUGCAUUGUGCCUUGGGUUCUUGGAUGGCGGGCGAAAUCCGAAGACGUCAAUCGUGAUUGGAGGGCUUCAGAUUGAAGAUAAUCUGCUCCAAUUCGACAUGGUUUCUCAGAGGCUUGGAUUUAGCUCCUCUGUUUUGUCCCAGAGCACAACUUGUUCCAACUUCAAUUUCACCACCAAUAAUUUGUGA
Molecule: messenger RNA, 1344 nt
Organism: Oldenlandia corymbosa var. corymbosa
Lineage: Eukaryota; Viridiplantae; Streptophyta; Magnoliopsida; Gentianales; Rubiaceae
Source: the annotation of a GenBank genome assembly